Chiloscyllium plagiosum (whitespotted bambooshark) is the source of this 842-nucleotide messenger RNA. The record is from RefSeq and is a predicted model, not a curated record. Lineage: Eukaryota; Metazoa; Chordata; Chondrichthyes; Orectolobiformes; Hemiscylliidae.
AGUUUGGCCAGGCCCAGGAGCAGACCCUCUGGCAACUUCUAUUGUGAAAUUUCCCUCCUUGAUCUGGCCUCUUCCUAUCUGACUGAACGCCUUCAGACCCACAACCCUCUGAGAUCUCUGUGCUGUUCUACUCAUGCUACUCAUGCCCUUUGGAGGCCCCUUACUUUCCUCAAACCCCUCCACCCCCCCCGGCUCUGCCUUCAGAGCCCGGACCCUAAACUCCAGAACUCCCCGCUCCAAACUGCUCGACCUGCUCUCCCUCUCCUUGGUGAUGCUACUAUCAACCGGCCAUGAUUUCAGUCACCCGCUCUAAUAUCUUUGGGCUUGGUGUCAGGGUGGUUUGUGAACAUCCCUGUGUUGGAAUGUCUUCCUACACUGAAGGUGCAACCUAAAUGCAGGCCCCUGUGUCGCUGGACCAGUAAAUGCAGCACCCGGUGAGGGGUUUAGGCUGUUGGGUUUGGAAGGCUCCUUGUGAUUUCCAGUGGGUUUUUGAUUCUUGGUUUGACUCUGUCCUCAGUUUUGGAGUCUUGCUGUGGGAGCUGCUGACCGGGGAAGCUCCCUAUCGGGAGAUCGAUGGGCUGGCUGUCGCUUAUGGAGUGGCUGUUAAUAAACUAACCCUUCCGAUCCCGUCCACCUGCCCCGAGCCAUUUGGUAAACUGAUGGAAGAUUGUUGGAAUGCAGACGCGCACGGCCGCCCCUCAUUCACCUCGAUCCUCGCUCAGCUGGUGGAAAUCGAGCAAUCGUCCCUGUUCGAGAUGCCUCUGGAAUCAUUCCACUCCCUCCAGGAGGACUGGAAGCUGGAGAUCCAGCAGAUGUUCAACGAGCUGCGUACAAAAGAGAAG